UUUAAACAUCUGAUUUGAGUAAGAUUUUCUCUUAUUUUUGUUUUUCUCUUUUUUUAAAUUUAUUUUGUCUUCUUAUAAAAUGAUCGUAUGAUAUUUUGAAGAAAAAAUUGUAUUUUAAUACAUUGUUUUAACAGCUUUUAAAGAGAUUUGUGAAAAGUUCUCUCAAAAACGCGGCAUUCAAGGAGCAAGAUUGUCGUUUUUUAAUUCGUUUUUAUUGUUUAUACUCAAUAAGAUAUAUUUCAAUUCCUUGUAUGAUCUUUAAAUUUAUAUGAACUGAAGGCUACACCAGAAUGAGCAAAGAUGAUACAGCUAAGAUAUCAAGAUGGUACUUUGGUGGAGUUGCUGCCUCAAGUGCAGCAGUACUAAGUCAUCCUUUAGAUUUAUUGAAAGUCCAAUUACAAACUCAGCAGGAAGAGAAACUAUCUGCAACGCAACUAACAAGAAAGUUAGUAAAAGAAAAGGGGAUUAUCUCUCUUUUUAACGGGGUUUCUGCUUCAGUUUUGCGACAAAUGACUUAUUCAACAGUUCGAUUUGGAAUUUAUGAAGCUGGCAAACAGUAUUUUGGAAAUGGAAACUCAAAAAACAUGGGUUUCGGAGAGAAAGUAAUUCUUGCUGGCACAGGUGGUUUUAUUGGAGGUUUUAUAGGGACUCCAGCAGAUGUCAUAACAGUUCGAAUGCAAAAUGAUCCAAAAUUACCUCCUGAUCAACAAAGAAACUACAGAAAUGCAUUUGAUGGUCUCUUUCGGGUCUACAAAGAAGAAGGAAUUCGCAGGCUCUUUACAGGUGCCAGUACACAUAUUGCUCGAUCAGUGUGUAUGACAGUGGGACAGUUAACUAUUUAUGAUGAAGUUAAAAGCUUUUUACUGCAACAUCAAUUUAAAGACAACUUAAACACACAUUUCAUGGCAUCUUUAACUGCCGGAGUUGCUAGUACAACGUUAUCACAGCCUAUUGAUGUUAUAAAAACUAGGGCAAUGAAUGCAAGACCAGGACAAUUUUCGAGCAUAUGGGCUGUUGUAGUUUAUACUGCUAAACUGGGCCCAAGUGGGUUCUACAAGGGCUAUCUCUUGCGUUUUAUUAGACUUGCUCCACAUACAGUUUUAACUUUUGUAUUUCUAGAGCAGCUUAGGCUUCAUUUUGGAGUUCAUCCUAAGUAAAAGAAAAACUGCGAUAAAGAGCCAAAAAUAUUUUAGUGAAUUGAGAAAGAUCUAGUCAUACUUAUUUUAUAUGUAGCACUGAUGAUUUGGACAAUAAAUUGAAUUUUA
This is a messenger RNA of Culicoides brevitarsis, 1265 nucleotides long. Its product is annotated as mitochondrial dicarboxylate carrier-like. The record is from RefSeq and is a predicted model, not a curated record. Gene Ontology annotation, molecular function: thiosulfate transmembrane transporter activity; sulfate transmembrane transporter activity; oxaloacetate transmembrane transporter activity. Gene Ontology annotation, biological process: thiosulfate transport; phosphate ion transmembrane transport; succinate transmembrane transport. NCBI's taxonomy places the organism in Eukaryota, Metazoa, Arthropoda, Insecta, Diptera, Ceratopogonidae. The transcript is spliced from 2 exons. The coding region runs from base 291 to 1157 and encodes 288 amino acids.